CUCAGUCUCUCUCUCUCUCUUAUCUCUACUGGCUUACAUACAGCAGUCACACAGUCCCUCCUUGCCUGCAGCAUUGCCAUGUCAGAGUAGUUUUAUCAUCCCCUCCAUCUUCCAUCCACCACUGAGUUCUACUGCUUUCUCUCUCUAUCUCUAUCUCUUUCUCUCUCUUCAUUACUAGGUGGACUACUACUACUACUGCUGCACAGUCCUACCAUGGCGUACUAGUACAACUUCUACACUGAUUACCUCUUCAAAUCCAGAAUAUGUACAUAGUAGCAAUACAUCAAUGGCCUUGAGAAUUUCUCCGUGCUUCUUCCUCCUCCUUCAUUCAUGGCUUCUUCUCAUCAGUUUCCCCACGGUUUCCUCUUCCCCUCCCUCCCAAAUUGCUCUCAAACUCCUCACUGCCCCUCCCCCUUUCUCCAAUAAAAAUUCCGCCAUUUUUGCCUUCCAAGCUUUCCUCAAUCGCACGCUCUGCAAUCAUUGCUCCGCCAUUUGCAAGCUAGAUGGCGCAGAAUUCUCGGCUUGCGAAGGCGGGAACGUCUCCUACACGGGACUUGCCGACGGGAAUCAUUCAUUCGAGGCGUGCGCCAAUGGAACUAUACGCAUCGGCUGCGCAAAUUAUAGUUGGAUUGUUGAUACGGUUAGUCCCACAGCAUAUAUUACGGCGGAUGCGCUCUUCACGAGCGCUCCCAUUGUUUCGAUCAAUAUUUCUUUCAGCGAACCCUGUGGCUCUCGAGGCGGAUUUCGAUGUUCUUCCGUAGAUUCUUGCAACCUACUCGUUUAUGGCUCCGGCGAGGUCCUGCCGGAGACACUCAAUGUCUUAGAGCCGAACAUGAAGUACUCGAUCGCUGUCCGUGUGUCUGAAAAAGUUCGAUACGGUCGACUGAUCCUUGUAAUGGAUCGAAACUUCUGCGCCGACUAUGCAGGAAAUGAAUUCGUCCGGACAGAGAAUUCGAGCCUGUUUGUACAUUUUGAUAGACGAAGCGUAUUCGCGAAUUUGAGGACUCACAUACCCGAGAGGCUGCUUCAGAUAAACAACGAAACACGAACAGUAUUAGCGACGAACAAAAACAAGAACUUGAAGGUGUACCUAUAUUUCUCCGGUCCUGUAAUGAACUCGUCGGCGGAUAUUCUGAGCUCUCUCGACACAAAUCAAGGAUCAUUCGUCUCGAUCGGAGGGAGUACAUUCGGACAGCGUAGAUUCGGCUAUCAGCUCACCAAUGUAUCAGACUUAGCAGUCGUCACUUUAAGCGUGCAGUCGAACUUGGUAAUAACUCGACAAGGAAGUCCCGUUUCUCCAGUAGCUCCCGUGACAUUUCUGUACGAUUCUCAGCGACCUACGGUGAAGCUGAGCACAACGUGUAAUAAUAGGACGAAGGAAAAGAACAUUGUUGUACUGAUCAAGUUCAUAAAGCCCGUGCUCGGUUUUAACUCAUCUCAUUUGUCGAUUUCCGGGGGGCAUUUGCAGAGCUUCGAGAAGGUAAGCUGGAGCAACUACGUCGCGCACGUACAAGCAGUUUCGGGCACAAUAUCUGUUAGUGUUCCCGAAAACAUUACAACUGAUGUCUCCGGGAAUGGAAACCGAGCGUCGAAUACUCUCCAAGUGAUGCACUAUUCGGUACCUUUAGAAUCCUUUGUUAUUUCAUCCCUUGCAACGGCUGCUUUUGCGGUGACAGCUUUGAUCUCGGGAUUUCUUACAAUCUCGACUGCUAGCCUUCUUUCAGUCGGAGCAUUCUCCCGACCAAAUGCUGUCCUGAUCACCUACCCUGCUAGAAAUCUUUUCAGAAUCGCUUCGCACAUUCAAGUCUUCGCAUUGUCGAAAUGGUUGGCGGUCACGUUACCUGUCGAGUUCUACGAGCUUGCAAGAGGCUUACAAUGGAGCAUUCCCUAUUUCAAUCUUCCAUGGGAGAAAGAAGACAUUCCUUCGCUCAUGGUGGGCUCGAUGUCUCCGAAGGAUCGACUCAACCGUGCCAUGGAGGUUCAUGAUUCGAUAAUAUUCGAGGACCUUCAACCUUCCGGAAGCUCGGGGUCGCCCGGGAAGGUUUACGGGUUGCCUCUCACUCCAAUGGAGUAUACAUCGUAUUUUGAGAGCUUGACAAUGUUGCCAGAAGCCGAGCACAUCUUAGAUCCUCAAUCGUCGCACGGGUGGCGAGACUUUAGUCGAAGCAUGUUUUGGCUAGCCGUGAUCGCCGGGAGUUUGGUACUAUUCCACGCUUUACUCCUCGCCGUUUUGAAACUUAAAAACAAGAGCAAAGAAAAACAAAGUUACGGUGCGCUAAUUUUUCCACGGUUCGAGAUUCUUCUUCUCUUGCUUUCGCUACCUUGCCUAUGCGAAGCAUCGGCAUCGGUAAUUCAAGGAGGGACAACGUCCGGAUUGAUAGUCGGAGUUCUCAUCGUUAGCUUAGUAGCUUUCAUGGUGCUAUGUCUUCUAUCGUUUCUAUCCUACGGUAUCACUCUCGGGAAGUUGCUUCAAUACAAGGAAGUUCACCGUAUGGGCGAGGAGUUCUAUUGGUACGACGAGCUAAUUCGAGUGACUCUAGGCCCGGGAAAACGCGGCCAAUGGACGUGGAAGAGCGAUCAGCGCUCGAUUUAUCUUACGGCGUUAGGACCAUUGUUCGAGGAUCUACGAGGGCCACCUAAGUACAUGGUUUCUCAAAUUUCCGGAGGGAGCGCGAGCAAGCCUCGGGAUCGUAUAAUUGCCUCAGACGACGAGACCGAGGAUGCAGAAGCGCCGUGCAUACAAAAGCUAUUCGGCAUUUUGAGGAUAUACUACACGUUGAUCGAAUGGAUCAAGCGCAUCGCCUUAGGGAUUGUGGCGGGAGCGUACUCGAAAACGUGGUCUUUGAAAACGCCUACGCUCGUCUUGCUCGUCAUCUCGUUGUUUCAACUCUUCUUCAUGCUUUUGAAGAAGCCGUUCAUCAAGAAAAAGGUACAAUUCGUCGAACUACUCUCGGUGUCCUCUGAGCUCGCGAUUUUCGCCUUUUGUUACGUUCUCUUAGAGCGCGAGUUCGAACCCAAAGACGAGAGAAAACUCGGGAUCACGAUGCUUUCAAUAUUCAUACUCGCCUUCGUCGUCCAAAUCGUCAACGAGUGGUACGCAUUGUAUCGCUAUAUAAAGCAGCUCGACCCCGCGGCAAACUCGUUGAUGCGCGGCCUCGAAAUAGCCUCGAUUGGGUUCGCCUUGCUCGUAUGCCCUCGUUGCAUGGCCGAGAAGUUCGAGAACCGGUAUCCCAUAAACAACACGGGUGAAACGGACACGACGUCGGCAAUUCGGAGCUCGGGAAGCCGGAGCUCCGGCGACAAGCCGUGGCUGAAGCAGAUACGGGAAAUGGCGAGGUCGAGCUUCAGUCGGGAUGGGAGAGGAUCGGCGCAAAGCGACGCGUCGACGAAUAGGCUGAGAUGGAGCGAGUUUUGGCGGGGGAAGAGGAGCGGCAGCAGCUCGUCGGCGGCGACGUCGUCGACGGCGGCGGCGGCGAAGCCGAGGGGAUUGUACAAGGAGCUGGAGGACAUUUUUGCGUCCAAGUGAAAAGAUAAGUUUGUAUGAAAAUAGUUUGUUGUGUUAAAGUUUCUUGACAUAUUUUGGAACACUUCCUCAUGGUUAUAUAUAUAGUUGUGUGUUUGUAUUUUGAGCAAAAAAUCAUUUUU
This is a messenger RNA of Andrographis paniculata, 3645 nucleotides long. RefSeq lists its product as uncharacterized. The record is from RefSeq and is a predicted model, not a curated record. NCBI's taxonomy places the organism in Eukaryota, Viridiplantae, Streptophyta, Magnoliopsida, Lamiales, Acanthaceae. The transcript is spliced from 14 exons. Bases 287 to 3526 code for a protein of 1079 amino acids.